This is a messenger RNA of Etheostoma spectabile (orangethroat darter), 6011 nucleotides long. It is a transcript of the gene ndst2a, whose product is annotated as N-deacetylase/N-sulfotransferase (heparan glucosaminyl) 2a. Gene Ontology annotation, cellular component: Golgi apparatus. Gene Ontology annotation, molecular function: deacetylase activity; hydrolase activity; heparan sulfate N-sulfotransferase activity. NCBI's taxonomy places the organism in Eukaryota, Metazoa, Chordata, Actinopteri, Perciformes, Percidae. The record is from RefSeq and is a predicted model, not a curated record.
AGCGGUCUUCCUGUGGAUGUUGGUCUGAGUGAAACUAAGUUAAGAAGAAUAACUUCGGGGGUUAAAUGGUUAACCCUCCCCCGGUCUGCCAGGUUUGGUUGAGUCCAGGGUUCCGGCAGAUCCAAGAUGGCUGACUGAGCCGAGAUGUGCUAAAGUUCACUUUUAACUCUAAACGCCGAAGCUUGUUAGCCUUCGUUUCUCUUGUCGGAUUGGUGUUGGUUGAGAACGAGUACUGGUCUCUUCCAUAUUGGGAUUAGAAGGUUUUCACAUCUGCAGAAUUUCAGGUGUCUUCUUUUGGGAUGUCCAGGCUAGGUGGCCUCAGGGGGCUCGGCCCCGAAACCCAGACCGCCAGCGGAGACAAUUGCACUGCUGAGAGUCAACACGAGCCUCUACAGAUGGAGACGUCCAUGUGUAGAGACACCAGCACAGCUGCUUGAAGGAGAGAACUGACCAGGCAGCACCUUUUGAACCGGAUAUUCAGGACCCAACUGGUCCUCGGACAGGGAUCAUCUGUGCAGCUUUUAUUCAGACAACUUCCAUUUACCCCUUUCAAGUCCCCUAAUAUUUCACCUUUCAUCCAUCAAGUAAUCAUCUAUCCUUCCCUCUCUCCCUCUUUUCAUUCAGUCAUCUUGUAAGUGCCGAGAUUUUGCGCUGCGGAGCUAGAGGUGGUGAGCGGGUAAUGGAUGAUGCUGGCCAUGGUGACCUAGUGUAAAUGGCUAUUCCUUCGCACAGCUCAGUGCCUGUCUCUACUGCUCAACCUUCCUCCUCCACUCCCCCUUCCUCUCACCCCUACUCCACCUCUCUGCCCUCCUCCCCCGUUCACCGCUGCUGCUUGCUGCCCAGUCCUGCCUCCCCCCUCCAACACCAUGGUAGGUGCAGGCUUGGGUGUGUGGAAGCUAAUGCGAGGUGUCCGCCAGCUGGAGCUUCAUCGCCUCAUCCUGGCACUUAUCAUCUUCUGCUUACUGUCCAUGGCCUUCCUAGCUUACUACGUGUCCAACAGCCCCAAAAUCAAGGAGGCCCCCCCUUUACCCUUCAGUGACUGUGGUGGAGGUGGCGGGAUGUCACCGGGAGCGAGUACUGGGGCCGCUGGAGGAGGGCCAGGUGUCCAGAGGGCACCCCUUUUCAUUCCUCAGCGUGAGGGCCGUUUACGACAGGUAAAGGCGGUGGACAAUUCCAGGACAGAGCCCGUAGUUCUGGUGUUUGUAGAGAGCAUCUACUCUCAGCUGGGCCAGGAGAUUGUAGCCAUAUUAGAGUCUAGCCGCUUCCACUACCGGACAGAGAUUGCUCCUGGUAAAGGAGACAUGCCCACAUUGACGGAGCAUAACCGUGGUCGCUACACACUGAUCAUCUAUGAAAAUGUAUUGAAAUAUGUCAAUCUGGAUGCGUGGAACCGUGACUUGCUGGACAAGUACUGUGCCGAGUAUGGAGUAGGUGUCAUUGGCUUUUUCAAAGCUAAUGAAAACUCUCUUCUCAGUGCACAGCUCAAAGGUUUUCCUCUUUUUCUACACUCGCACCUGGGUCUCAGGGACUAUCGCAUCAACCCCAAUGCUCCGCUACUCUACAUCACCAAGCCCAACCAGGUGGAGCAGGGCUCUUUACCAGGGGAUGACUGGACCGUUUUCCAGUCCAACCACUCUACCUAUGAACCAGUGCUUCUGGCCAGCACCAAGUCCUCUGAGGCACUGGCACAUUUUGGACCCAGCCCCUUGCGGGCUCUCCAUGCCACAGUGGUCCAGGACUUGGGGCUCCACGACGGCAUUCAAAGAGUUCUCUUUGGAAACAAUCUCAACUAUUGGCUUCACAAGCUGGUGUUUGUAGACUCCAUUGCCUACCUGACAGGGAAGAGACUGUGCUUGUCUUUGGACCGCCACAUCCUGGUGGACGUAGAUGACAUAUUCGUUGGCAAAGAGGGAACCAGGAUGAAGGUGUCAGAUGUGGAGGCGUUGCUCAACACUCAAAAUAAGCUGAGAGCACUGGUCCCUGAUUUCACUUUCAAUUUGGGAUUUUCUGGAAAGUUCUAUCACACAGGCACUGAUGAAGAGGAUCGGGGAGAUGACAUGCUACUGCAACAUAGGAUGGACUUCUGGUGGUUUCCUCACAUGUGGAGCCACAUGCAGCCUCACCUCUUUCACAACGUCAGCGUCUUGGCGGAGCAGAUGAGGCUCAACAAGAUCUUCGCUCAGGAGCAUGGCAUCCCAACAGAUAUGGGCUAUGCAGUGGCUCCGCACCACUCUGGGGUGUACCCAGUUCACAGCCAGCUCUAUGAGGCCUGGAAGUCUGUGUGGGACAUCAAGGUGACCAGCACUGAGGAGUACCCUCAUCUGAGGCCGGCUCGAUACCGACGUGGCUUCAUCCACAAUGGCAUCCAGGUGUUGCCCAGGCAGACCUGUGGUCUGUUCACCCAUACCAUCUUCUAUAAUGAAUACCCAGGAGGCUCAAAGGAGCUGGACAAGAGCAUCAGAGGAGGAGAACUCUUCCUCACUGUCCUCCUAAACCCUAUCAGUAUCUUUAUGACACACCUGUCUAACUAUGGCAACGACCGGCUGGGUCUGUACACCUUUGAGUCUUUGGUGAAGUUCGUCCAGUGUUGGACCAACCUCAGGCUGCAGACGUUGCCCCCCGUCCAGCUCGCUGAGAAAUACUUCCAGAUCUUCCCUGAGGAGAGAGACCCACUCUGGCAGAACCCUUGUCAUGACAAGCGACACAAAGAUAUCUGGUCUAAAGAAAAGACCUGUGACCGACUCCCCAAGUUCCUCGUCAUUGGACCACAGAAAACAGGCACCACAGCGCUUCAUUCAUUCCUGAGCCUCCACCCAGCAGUCACCAGCUCAUUCCCCAGCCCCACCACCUUCGAGGAGAUCCAGUUCUUCAGUGGAGCGUACUAUGACAAUGGGAUUGACUGGUACAUGGACUUCUUCCCAUUCCCUUCCAACGUCAGCACAGAUUUUAUGUUUGAAAAGAGUGCCAACUACUUUGACACGGAGGUGGCACCUAAGAGAGCUGCUGCCCUGCUUCCCAGAGCCAAAAUCUUGGCAGUGCUCAUCAACCCAUCUGACCGGGCCUACUCCUGGUACCAGCACCAGAGGGCCCACCAGGACCCUGCAGCCCUCAACAACACUUUCCAUACAGUGGUGACGGCAAGCCCCUCGGCCCCCAGGGACCUGCUGGCCCUUCAGAGACGCUGCCUUAAUCCGGGUCUCUAUGCAACUCACCUGGAGCGCUGGCUGCAACACUACCAGCCCAGCCAGUUGCACAUCGUGGACGGGGCCCUGCUGCGCUCCAACCCAGCACUGGCGAUGGAGGGAAUCCAGAGAUUCCUCAGUGUCACUCCUAUCUUCAACUACACCCAGGCUCUAAUGUAUGAUGACAGCAAAGGUUUCUGGUGUCAGCGGGUGGAAGGAGGUCGAGCCAAAUGUCUAGGGAAGAGUAAAGGCAGAAAGUACCCGGAGAUGAGCCCUGAGUCACGUGCCUUGGCCGAGUACUACCGGGAGCACAACAUGGAGCUGCUGCCGCUGAACCGGUUGGGCCAACCACUGCCGUCCUGGCUCCGCCAAGAACUCCAGAGCACGAGCUGGAGCUGAGGCCACAAAGCUUCCACACACACAGACAGACCAGCGCACCACAGAGUACCCGGGACUGGAUUCUGUGGAUGAGCCAACACUUGGAUGUGGAUUAAACUGGACUACCUGAUCUGGAAUCAACAGCAGCACACACUAAAAGGUUUUAGCUGAUGUUACUGGUGCUCCUGUUCCACAGAAAAAGAAGACUGUACGACAUGAGCUCUUUUUUAAAGUGUUGGUCACUGUUGGAGACUCCAACGGGGGGGCGGGGGUGGGGGGGCUGACAGUUUGCUGUGGAUCCAGAGGACUGGCUGACCAGCAGGUUUGGGGCACAAAGAACAGGUCAGCCCGCCUUCAUGAGAGGAGGGAACCUGUGCGGAUGUGGAGUGUAUGACUGGACCAGGGCGACGUUCACACACACCACACCACACACACACACACACACAACCACACACACACACAAACACAUCUCCUCUCGCCACAAGAAUGAUUGUAAAGCAUUUUCAAAAGCGGUGUAUAUGGUUUUAGGGGCGGGGGGGUGGGACAAAAUGGCCAUCAGCCUGAAGCAGACAGUAUAGACAGACAGUCCAUACCAUGGCCCACAUUUCUCUGUUACACACACACACACACACACACACAUCUACCUGCAGGUCCAGCCAACCGUCGGUGCUGCAUUCCCUCCGAUUGGUCUGUUAACUGUACUGAUGGACAUUUUUAAAAACGGAUUAAACUAAUAUGAUGCCAGGUCAAUGUAAAUAUGUGAUCAGAUUUGGUACACGGCUAAGCCCCGGUGUGGUCCAGGCAGGGUUCAGAAUUAACCUUUGGUCCACCAGCCAAAUGGCUAGGUAAUGUCAGACCUAUACCAGCCACUAAAUAGAUUAACAUAGUUUCUUUCGGCUGGUGAGUGAAGCAAAUCUACCAACCCCUUGCAUAUUCACCAGCAUUUGGCUGGCAGGUGGUUUUAAUUUUGAACCCCGGGUCCAGGUUCUGGCCCACACUAACAUCCUGUCAGUGAGCAGCUUUGUUAUACUUUUAUUCACUAAGGUCAAAAUGCUUUUUGAAUGGUGAUCCACGUUGGCUCCCUUGACUCUGAUUUUUAUUUAAGACGACUUCUAUACUAGCUUUUAACUUACCUAGCAUAGUUUAUUGAAAUAAAACCAUGUUUUCACAACCCGAAGGACCCACAAAGGUUCGGGAAAGACUGGAUUUUAGUGAUUUGGGAAUGGGACUUUGAAUGAAGUUUGUGAAUGUUCAGGUUUCACUUCAGCUCUUUAUAAUGUAAUAUAAUAUCAUUUAGGAAUGAAUGGGAUUGGUUAUAUUACCUCUGGCUGGAGGCUCAUGGGAACUGUAGGAUGACGAGCCCUAAUACAUACUGUAUUUCAAGAGACCCAAUAGGGACCGUUAUUGUUAAAUGAAAAUGAAUGAAUGGUCCACUGCAAAUAAAACAAAUGGUCAUAGAGACAAAAGUUACCUUUUAAGGAAUAUUCUAGUGAUUUGGUAUAACACUGGGGGACUCACAAGAGACAUAUUUAUAAAAUAAAUAAGUAUGAGAGGAUGAGAUAAUCUGAUACUCUUCCCAUCUGGUAGCCUGACAUCACCAGACCACAUCGCAAAUGUGAUUUACUCUGAAACCUCUCAGUUCAUUUUGGAUUUGCAAGCUUGUUAUCAACUACCGUAGUACAGAAUGCCGGAUAGACCUACCACCAGGUAGACCUACCACCAGGUAGACCUACCACCAGGUAGACCAGGUAGACCUACAACCAGGUAGACCUACAACCAGGUAGACCAGUUAGACCUACCACCAGGUAACCAGAGUCCACAGAAAUCCACCAGAGGUUAGAACGAACACAGAGACAGAGGACGGGUACAGAGACACAGGACGGGGACGGACAUUUGGCAGCACCGGCGCAAUCCCAGAAAUGGAACGUCGUGGAUCUAGACUAUACUGUUGACACCGGACUAACCAUGACUAGUACAUUGACCUGAACAUGAAUAAUAUAGAGGGAAGUUAACUUGAACAUGUGCUCUAAAAUGUUUUUAUUAAAGCUGUCAUCAUUCAUAAAGCGUUUUGAUCAUUUUCAUGGUGAUAGUGAAGCAGCUGCACAGGGAUCCUGACAGGAUGGGGUCAUGAGCCACAGUCCUGGACCAAAGCGGUUUUAAAAGCUCGUGUGGGUUUGUGUUCGACUGUGAGGGGGGGCAAUCAGCACCUCAGUAAGAGAAAAGAAAGAGAGCCCAUCACAGAACGCUAAACACGCCACCCCAAACACACUCGCACUCACGUCCCCAUCCGAGGACAAUUACCCACGAAUGUCAUAGGACGAGAGAACAGACGUCCCAGUCGGUAUGGGGACAAACCAGAAGCUGCUGUCUUGUUCUUUUCUGUUUGUUUUGUAUUAAAUGUCAAAAGGCCAACACUGUAUCAUCUCUAAUAAACACACAGAGAAGUUGGAA